AAGCUUUACAGAAGCUUCACAGAAGCUUCACAGAAGCUUCACAGAAGCUUCACAGAAGCUUUACAGAAGCUUUACAGAAGCUUCACAGAAGCUUCACAGAAGCUUCACAGAAGCUUUACAGAAGCUUUACAGAAGCUUCACGGAAGCUUCACAGAAGCUUCACAGAAGCUUCACAGAAGCUUUACAGAAGCUUUACAGAAGCUUCACAGAAGCUUCACAGAAGCUUCACAGAAGCUUCACAGAAGCUUUACAGAAGCUUUACAGAAGCUUCACAGAAGCUUCACAGAAGCUUCACAGAAGCUUUACAGAAGCUUUACAGAAGCUUCACAGAAGCUUCACGGAAGCUCUUCCUGA
Messenger RNA from Paramuricea clavata, 354 nucleotides. The record is from the annotation of a GenBank genome assembly. Lineage: Eukaryota; Metazoa; Cnidaria; Anthozoa; Malacalcyonacea; Plexauridae.